GGCGGCGGCAACCAAGACGACAACAAACGAAAGAUGGCGGCCGAGGCCUCGGCGAAAAAACAAGUUAAAAUUACCACGCCUGAUAUAGAGCAGGAAAUUAGAGACGAAAGUUCUGACAGAAUAAAGAAAAGACACAAGGAUGAGACAAUUAAAGAUGACAGGGGCUCAGAAAUUCCUACUACCUCCAAUUCCCAGAGAGUAGACAUUUCACGAAUUCAGAGUGCUUAUUCUGACAGGUGUCACUCACGAUCAAACUUCCCCCUAGUGCUGGAUGAAUAUGGAGAGGAAAGAGACCCCAGGGAUAAAGAAAACAAGAAGAAGAAGAUUACUAAAAAGGUGACUAAAUCUGAGACACACGAUGAUGAGGUGCAGGAGAAGAGGAGGAAGAAACAAGAGGAGCUGGAAUCUCGCACUGCCCAUGAGAGAUACGUACAAGUAAUGGACGACUUGAACAAUCGACCAGUUGGGGACCGCUUCUACUCCAAAAAAAUGGGAGCCAUUGCGACAUCAGUGGACAAGUUUCAGGACAGGAAUGUAAACUCUCCAACGAAAUCGCCACGGAUUGAAAUAAUGGAGGUUGCUAAUGCAAACAAGAAGGCCCAGAAAAAGAAAGAAAAGUACGUCUUGACCACAAAUAAUGAACACUUGAAGAACAUAACAAAGACGGAAACAGCAAAGAUAAUAGAGAUUCAGGACCGGCUCAUUAAGGAGGGUAAAUUAAAGACACAGGCUGACAUUGAUAAGUUCAGAGAAAGUGCAAAGGAUCCAGUUGUACUCAACUCUUACAUUUCGAAACCCUCCAGUAAACAAGAACUCAGUUCCACCACUAUCAGUAGCUCAAAACCGGAGAAAUCUCAGCAUUACACCUCACUAGCAGAGUUACCUCCCCGAUCUCUGAGUUACAUCUCAGAGCGGUCAUCUCGACCAGACACCCGCCAGGACUGGGCGAUCACUCAACAGUUUAAACACAAACAUGAGCAGAGUAAAAACAUGACACCCCACCAGAUUGCUAGACAAGCUGCUCAGGACCUAGAGAAAAGAUUUCCAAAGCAGUUGCAAUCCUCCUCCAACGAUGAAUGGAAGACACAGAUGCCACCAAUGAAGAGCUUCACGAUAGAUCUCGGAGAAAAGCCACCUGACCCAGAAGAGCUGCAAAGGGAGAUUGAUUUGAAAGUCAGAAUAAAACAGAGGAAGAAGUUCCUGAGAAAACUGAACAGAAUGUAUCAAUUGUCCAUGGCUCAUAAUGCUGCCACUAACAGAAUCCUGGAGAAGCACGGUGAGAUCAACCACAUCUUGGAAGGAAACAGUCUACGAGAUGUGGUAGAUGAGGAAUAUGCCUCAUUGAUGGCUGGGAAUUACCUCCCUUGGGUUUCCACUUUACCAGCUCCUGAAGAUGUUUACAUCACGGAGGAGGACAUCCGGGUUCCUGAUCCAGGAGAAAUAUUCGGCCCUCUAGUUGAAUCUGUGCCCGUUUCACGUUCCAGUACUCGAACUAAUCUUGUAUCCCAAAGAGGUAGCAGAGAAAAUCUGGCAUCUCAGAAAGGAAGUCGAGAGAACUUGGUCAGUAGGGGGUCUUCAAAGGCCUCCUCAAAGAUCACCAGGAGACAGACCUUUAGUGUGGGAGACAUUAAGGAGGACAAAGUGCUCAUCUUGCCCCCGGCUCCUAUGCCACUUACCAUGGAUGAAAUCAGAUCCAAGGCUAAAAUUGUUGAAGCUAAAUGUUUAAGUACUAACUGGAUUAACUACAUGAGAGCUGGGAAACCAACAGCAUAAAGCUGGGACUGAAUCAUAUACUACAUGCAGCUUUCUUUCUGGGACUUGCAUUUUAAUUCUAGCUGUUACACAAAUUAGACACAUGAUGCAGUGUUUUCUUUAUCAUUCAAAAGAUUUUGUCCAUUUUGUUUUUUAAACAAUGACAUUUGGCAUGUGUUCACUAAUUCUUUGAGCACAAACUUUUGACCAGUUUUAGAACUUUCCACUCCAGUAUAUUGUGUACCAAGGGACAUAACCUGGUGCAUUUGCAUAGUCAUUUAAAUGUGUACAUAACAUCAGUUCAUUUCAUAUGUUGUCUUUGUAUGUUGCAAGCAUGAGCAUUGGUUAAGUACAUGUAAUUGUAAAUGCAAUGUAUGUUGGUUGCACUACUAUUUAUUUAAUUAAAUGAUAUGUAUUUGCAUCUUGUAUUGGUAAGAUAAAUCUUAUUUAAUUCCCUUUAUUUUGUGUGAUCUCUAAUUUUAUUCUUACACAUUUUAAUUACUACAUUUUAAAGUACAUGUAAAAUAUCCAUAUUGAAGGCUUUUAUUUUUUCGACCUGAGUAUGGAUGACCAUGCAUAUUUCAUAUUUGAACUAAACAUUGGCUCUGUAUUACAAAUGAUGUUGUGAUUUACUCUGCAGAUUUUAACUAGUCUAGUAUUUGAAAACAAAAAAAUCAUAUGGCUUCUUUUUCGACUCGAUUAUGAAAGACCAUAACUUUGUCAUUAAUGAAUAGAAAUGACAUUUUCGGUAAGAAGGGAAGGAUAUUGUUUGUUGUACAUGUAUUCAUGUAAACCCAAAUGCAUAAAAUACAUUUAUAAAUCCUUCAUUUUCAUUAUAAUUGUUGUGUUAUACGAUAUGCUGAUUAGGUGUGUUUGUUUUAUGUUAUAACUUACUUUUUCCUUUCAAGCACUUGACAAAGAAAUCAACAAUAUGAUCAUCAACAAUAAAUAAACACUAAGA
This is a messenger RNA of Ostrea edulis (European flat oyster), 2713 nucleotides long. RefSeq lists its product as uncharacterized. Bases 34 to 1773 code for a protein of 579 amino acids. NCBI's taxonomy places the organism in Eukaryota, Metazoa, Mollusca, Bivalvia, Ostreida, Ostreidae. The transcript has 18 exons. The record is from RefSeq and is a predicted model, not a curated record.